Molecule: messenger RNA, 2841 nt
Organism: Hymenoscyphus albidus
Lineage: Eukaryota; Fungi; Ascomycota; Leotiomycetes; Helotiales; Helotiaceae
Source: the annotation of a GenBank genome assembly
CCAAGGCUUGACCAGGCCAGGCACUGCCAGGGGAAUGAGUAACCUUGUCGAAUUAUGGGUCGGGUGUCCUGCUUAAUAUCAAGCGACGAGCCACUUCGGUGGAGGGAAUUCCAGUUUGCAUUUCCUGCUCACCAAGAUCGUCGCUUCUUCGUCGCUGAACAUCGGCGGUGUUCAGAGACAAUUGUCUUCAUAAAGUAAUUCCCUGUCGCACCUUCACUGGUCGCUGAUCUUCAGAAGGGACAUUAGGGGGUUCUUUCACCGAAGCAUUGCAUUCGCUAAACGCUACGCCAGCUCACCCCACAUUGCAAACGAAGCCCGGAAUAUCGCAUAUCUUCGAAAUCCCAAACACUUUGCUGGAUAACGCACCACAAUCAUUUAACACACUAUACACAUAGACAAAUUCUCUGUAAUUUGCCGGACAACAUACAGGGCACAUUCUUUUGCACUCCAGGACGCCAGUCGUCUUUUACAAACACACUCUUACCCAUCUUCUUGAGCAAAAUACAACCUCAAACGACUACAUCAUGACUUCACAAUUUCGAUUCCUGGCUCUGGCAGCCAUGACAAGCGUGGUCUCCGCGCAGAACAAAACGGCCCCGGCUCAGUCAGCGACUGCCUCUGCUGCAGCUGCUGCGCUUAAGAAGAAGGCCAAGGCUCUCAAUCAGGACUUUUAUAACUACAUUUUCAUUAUAUUAGCCUCCUUGAUUGUAGGGCUGACGAUUUGGAGGGUUACCAUCGAAUCAGUAAAGUAUGUCCGAAGAUUAACAUGUCUAAACAACGAGACCCAAGGAUACUUCAGAAUACCGUCACAACGAUUCGCUAGUGUCAAAAAGCACAUUCUCUACGCUCCUAUCAUUUCCAAAAGACACAAUCGGGAAAUUCAAUUAUCUUCAGCAAUGAACGUCGGAACCUUACCCACUCGCUUCCAAUUGGCCUUCCUUGCUGCAAUGUUUGGCAGUAAUAUCGCUUUCUGUUUGGUCGGUAUUUCUUGGAGUGAGCCUUUCGCUACCGUUGCCGUGCAGUUGAGAAAUAGAACUGGAAUACUUGCAACUGUCAACAUGGUAUGGACCCUCAAAAUUCAAUAUCACGCGGCACGUAGCUAAUCCUUUUAUUAUUACAGGUCCCUCUUUUUAUCAUGGCCACCAGAAACAAUCCUCUCAUUAACUGGCUCAAUCUUUCUUUCGAUACGUUUAACUUAUUGCAUAGAUGGUUUGGAAGAAUCGUUGUCUUCGAGGCUCUAGCUCACACGGCAGCAUAUCUUUCAAAUGCGGUCAGAAAUAAAGGUUGGGAUGGCUUUGUAAAGUCUCUCAGCACUUCCCCGUUGAUCAUGUGGGGAUUUAUCGUACGUUGCUACCACUCGGCUUCCCAUCGAGAGUAUGCUAACAUCAGUAGGGCACGGUCGCUUUCCUGUUCAUGUCAAUCCAAGCCAGUUCCAUCCUCCGUCACGCCUUUUAUGAGACUUUCAAGUACCUCCACAUCGCAUCAGCUGUCCUUGCUCUCAUUGCAGUCUGGUAUCAUCUCGUCGCUGCGGAAGUUCCUCAUCUACAGCUUGUUUACGGUUGCAUUGGGAUCUGGGUUCUUGAACGACUUACACGUAUUUUGAACAUUUUCUACAGAAACGUUGGUAAUGGAGGAAGCAAAACAUUGGUAGAGGCUCUCCCGGGAAAUGCCUGCAGAGUCACGGUCGAUAUGGCCCGUCCAUGGAACUUCAAGCCAGGUCAACACGCAUACCUCUACAUGCCAGCCGUUGGACUUUUUACCUCGCACCCCUUUUCCGUCGCUUGGUCCGAGGAAGCCGAACGCCCAGACAGUGAGAAAAUCGCUAUGAAUCGUCAAGACAUCCUCGCUAUGCAAAAGACCUCUAUCUCAUUCGUCAUCCGUGCCCGAACUGGAUUCACAAAUACAUUAUACAAGAAGGCUGAGGCAGCCCCAGACGGGAAACUAAUCACCAAGUGUUACGUGGAGGGGCCAUACGGAGGCAUGCACAUGAUGCAUUCUUACGGAACUGUCAUGCUUUUUGCAGGGGGAAUUGGUAUUACUCACCAAGUUCCUCACGUCCGUGAUCUUGUUGCGGGCUACGCCAAUGGAACCGUCGCGGCUCGCAAGGUUGUUCUCGUCUGGAUCAUUCAAUCCCCAGAGCAUUUGGAAUGGAUCCGACCUUGGAUGACAGCCAUCCUCGCCAUGGACAAGAGACGUGAAGUCCUCCGCAUCAUGCUCUUCGUCAGUCGUCCCCGAUCCACCAAGGAGAUUCACAGCCCUUCGGCAACUGUCCAGAUGUUCCCUGGUCGACCUAAUAUCGAGACUCUCAUUGACAUCGAGAUGGAAAACCAAAUCGGGGCCAUGGGUGUGACCGUCUGCGGAGGUGGUGCGCUGAGUGAUGAUGUUCGAGCUGCGUGCCGAGCCAGACAAAACGCCACCAACCUCGACUUCAUUGAGGAGGCUUUCUCUUGGUAAUUUAUUCGCAAUUAGUUUGACGAAAAGCGACCAUUUUGCAAGAUUUUAGCGUAUGAUAUCCCCUUCUCACUCAACACAUUCACUGUUUGGGUGGUAGUUAUUGUUUUUUUUUGGGGGGGGUAAACCAUUGAGGGGUUGGAUAGCCAUUUAUUGAAUUGGCAUGGACUGGAUGGUUCGGGGGUACUUUUCUUUGUGAAUAUUCGAAUCUUUAGACACUUCUUGUACAUGGUAGGAUAACUGGGGCGGUGGGAGUGGUAUCUACUCGUAGAUGGGAUGGGAUGGGAUGGGAAUGAUGAGAAGGGGAAGGAUGUACAAUGCGUGCAGGAUACUAUUACACGAGCUUUGUUCCUGCCUGAACCAGAAAGAAGAAUCAUGAAGAUGAAUUAG